Molecule: messenger RNA, 1062 nt
Organism: Bipolaris zeicola 26-R-13
Lineage: Eukaryota; Fungi; Ascomycota; Dothideomycetes; Pleosporales; Pleosporaceae
Exons: 3
Coding region: 1-1062 (353 amino acids)
Biological process (GO): DNA-templated DNA replication; DNA repair
Cellular component (GO): Rad17 RFC-like complex; DNA replication factor C complex; nucleus
Molecular function (GO): ATP hydrolysis activity; ATP binding; DNA binding
Source: RefSeq, a predicted model, not a curated record
AUGUCCAAAGCCGAGUCGUCAAAGGCCGCUGCCAGCAACACUGUCAAGCCCAACCCCAAUGCUGCUGGAGGUGCAAACUACGAGCUGCCAUGGGUAGAAAAGUACCGUCCCGUCUACCUCGACGAUGUCGUCGGCAACACCGAGACCAUUGAGCGCCUCAAGAUCAUCGCAAAAGAUGGCAACAUGCCACACAUGAUCAUAUCCGGCAUGCCAGGUAUCGGCAAAACAACCUCCAUCCUCUGCCUCGCCCGCCAACUCCUCGGCGACGCCUACAAGGAAGCCGUCCUCGAACUCAACGCCUCAGACGAGCGUGGCAUCGAUGUCGUCCGCAACCGCAUCAAGGGCUUCGCCCAGAAAAAAGUCACCCUCCCCCCGGGCAGACAAAAGCUCGUUAUCCUCGACGAGGCAGACAGCAUGACAAGUGGCGCCCAGCAAGCCCUCCGACGCACCAUGGAAAUCUACAGCGCAACUACCCGCUUCGCUUUCGCCUGCAACCAGUCCAACAAGAUCAUCGAGCCCCUCCAAUCCCGCUGCGCCAUCCUCCGCUACGCCCGCCUCACAGACGCCCAGGUCGUCCGCCGCAUCAUGCAAAUCUGCGAGGCUGAAGACGUCAAGUACUCGGACGACGGUAUCGCCGCACUUGUGUUUUCUGCAGAGGGAGAUAUGCGUCAGGCAAUAAAUAAUCUGCAAUCGACUUUUGCCGGCUUUGGCUUCGUCAACGGCGAUAAUGUCUUCAAGGUCGUGGAUAGCCCGCAUCCCAUCAAGGUGCAAUCGAUGAUCAAGGCGUGCCACGAGCAGCGUAUUGACGAUGCGCUGGCGUCGCUGAAGGAGCUUUGGGAUUUAGGGUAUUCAUGCCAUGAUAUUAUUAGUACCAUGUUCAAGGUUACCAAGACGAUUGAUACGUUGAGUGAGCAUGCGAAGCUCGAGUUUAUCAAGGAAAUCGGCUUCACACAUAUGCGCAUCCUCGAGGGCGUUCAGACGCUCCUGCAGCUUUCUGGCUGCGUUGCCCGCUUGUGCAAGAUUAAUAUGCAGCCUCAAUUAUUUGCCCUGCCUACCAAAUGA